AUGGGGAAAAAAUGUACGCAAUCUGGCAUUACCAUUGAUACCGUCCCUGAAUGCAUCGUGAAUCUUAGUAUACUGACCGUGCUUACUCGAACAGGGCGAUAUGGUAUCAUUUUCGACGCGGGUUCCUCGGGAACGCGCCUAUACGUUUACAAAUGGAAGGACCAUGCCAAAGCGAUUAAGCAUGCCUCCAUCGACGAGCUCCAGAGCUUGCCAAAGAUCAAGCUACAGACAAGCAAAAAGACACACCCUGGCGUGUCAUCUUUUGCCGAGAAACCUGAAGAGAUUGGCCGCGAACACCUACAGUCUCUCAUCGAUAUAGCCCUCAAGGAAGUGCCCGAUAGUAAAGUCGCCGAUACGCCCGUUUACCUUAUGGCCACCGCCGGCAUGCGUCUUCUUCCUGAUCACCAACAAAAGGCCCUACUUCGGAACAUGUGCUCGUACCUCCAGCAGAACACGCGGUUCUCGCUGCCCGAUUGCAACACCAACAUUCAGGUUAUCUCUGGUGAGACGGAGGGUUUGUAUGGUUGGCUCGCCACCAACUACCUCCUUGGCGGAUUCGACCAUCCCGACAAGCACACGCAUGGCAAAGGCCACCACACAUAUGGCUUCUUGGACAUGGGAGGUGCUUCGGCGCAAAUCGCCUUCGCCCCGAAUAACACAGAGGCCGAGAAACACGCCAAUGAUCUCAAACUUGUCCGCCUACGUACCAUAGACGGCUCAACCGUCGAGCAUCGUGUUUUUACUGCCACUUGGCUCGGUUAUGGUGCGAAUCAGGCCCGCGAGCGUUAUGUCGAUAAGCUUAAGGAACAAUACGGGAGGCCCGACAGCCUAGAGCUUCCGGACCCAUGUCUCCCUGCUGGGCUGCGAACGACUCUCAAGGGCGAACCGGUCGUCAGAGAGUCGACGGGCAAGGAGUUGUCGCUCCUUGGUACUGGUCGAUUCGACGAAUGUCUCAGACAGACAGAGCCACUGCUUGGAAAGGACGCGCCAUGCGAAGACCAGCCCUGUUUGCUCAAUGGACAACACGUGCCAAACAUCGAUUUUGACGUGAACCAUUUCGUUGGCGUGUCCGAGUUCUGGCACACCACGCACGGUGUUUUCGGAAAGGGUCACAAGACAGCAUAUGACCUGGCAACGUACCAAAAAAACGUCGUGGACUUUUGCACACAGAACUGGUCGGAAAUCGAAACCAACAUCCAUGCCAGGAAGAAAUCUACUGCUCAGAAAGCCAAGAAUGCGCAAGAAGCUUGCUUCAAGGCUUCCUGGCUCAUCAAUGUUUUGUACGAAGGCAUUGGUAUUCCCAGACCUGGCCUUGAACACACCCCGAACCCUGGCCUGAACGUGACCAAAGGGACCAUGGAGGAUGCUAAGGAAAAGGGAUUUGUCGACCCAUUUCAGCCUGUGAACGAGAUUGAUGGCGUUGAAGUUAGCUGGACGUUGGGCAAGAUGGUGCUUUACGCAGCUGGCCAAGUCCCGCCCAAAGGAACGGCUCUCCCGGUCGGAUUUGGAAGCAAUGUCGCCGGCGCGACGGACUUUGAGCCGGCGGGGUCCAAAUUCUCACCCGUUACGAUCGAAAAUGACGACGAUGACGAUUGGGAUGAUGCUGCCGAUGAGCUCUUGGACAAGGCCAAGACGAAGUCGGGCUCUGGCCUUCUGGCCUUCAUCCUGAUCCUGGUAGUCUUUGCUUUUCUUUUGCGCAAGCGUGACCGCCGGUCUCGCUGGUUUGGUAGGGUUGCUUCUGCGGUACGAGGAACUAGGCGUCCAGGCAGUCCCAGGAAGUUCGGACGGGGAUUCUCCUUUACCAACAAGCUUUUCGGACGGCCAUCGGCGACUUACGAACGGGUUCUUGAGGAGGGUGAUGCGGACCAGUUCGAGUUAGGCUCUGUCGAUUCAGACGAGAACGAGCACUCCGACAGCAGUGAGGGCUCUAGGGCUGGCCGAUCCUCCGGACUUGCCACUCCGAAACUCAACAUUGAGCGAUUCGACGAUGUACGCCCGCCCUUUUCCAUGGACCGCGGCGGUUUGGCGGUGAGGACAGAGAGCCGAGAGAGGCUUGUACCAAGUGCGGUCAAUGCGGGCCGUCGCAGUCGUGCUGGUAGUCCGACACGGCUGAAGAGCCCGCUGAUGAAACCAUUGGGUGAGGACUGA
Molecule: messenger RNA, 2148 nt
Organism: Colletotrichum spaethianum
Lineage: Eukaryota; Fungi; Ascomycota; Sordariomycetes; Glomerellales; Glomerellaceae
Product: golgi apyrase
Exons: 1
Coding region: 1-2148 (715 amino acids)
Biological process (GO): nucleoside diphosphate catabolic process
Cellular component (GO): membrane
Molecular function (GO): nucleoside diphosphate phosphatase activity
Source: RefSeq, a predicted model, not a curated record